Oppia nitens is the source of this 1279-nucleotide messenger RNA. It is a transcript of the gene Naa60, whose product is annotated as N-alpha-acetyltransferase 60-like. Gene Ontology annotation, cellular component: Golgi membrane. Gene Ontology annotation, molecular function: histone acetyltransferase activity; protein-N-terminal amino-acid acetyltransferase activity. Bases 201 to 941 code for a protein of 246 amino acids. The record is from RefSeq and is a predicted model, not a curated record. Gene Ontology annotation, biological process: N-terminal peptidyl-methionine acetylation. Lineage: Eukaryota; Metazoa; Arthropoda; Arachnida; Sarcoptiformes; Oppiidae. The transcript is spliced from 3 exons.
UCAAUGUAUUGCAUUCAUUGAGUAACUAAUAAACUAUUGACUAAUAAAUACUAAACACUUGUCAACAAUAAUAUUGUGUUUCAUAUGAAUAACAACAACAAUAUAUGACAACUGAUUGUCAAAGUGUUUGAUUGCAAGACAUGGUGUCAAUCAUCACAUGAUUUUUUGGUCAUCGCUGAAGACAAUUGUAGUCCAUCUGAAUGAAUAGUGUUUGGUUGGCAUCCAAUGGUUAUAUUAAUUCAAUUGAAUUGCGAGACUUGAAUUCAUCGGAUGUGCCAAAAGUGAAACAAUUAUGUAGCGAUUGGUUCCCAAUUGAAUAUCCCGACAGUUGGUAUGAAGAAAUCACCACAAAUAAGAAGUUUAUAUCUAAGGCCGCAGUUUAUGAUUCAGAAAUUGUUGGUUUAAUAGUUGUGGAAACUAAAAGCCAAGACAAAUGCAAUCGUGAAGAUAAAGGAUUAUUGGCCACAAGUUUGCCUAAAGACUCCGAAGUGGCCUAUAUAUUGACGUUAGGAGUGGUCAAAGAGCAUCGACGCAACGGUAUCGCCAGUCUUUUGUUGGACAAACUAAUCAAAGACUUGAUAUACGAACCGAAAAACAGAGGCGUAAAAGCAGUCUAUUUACAUGUAUUGACCACUAAUAUAGUUGCCAUACGUUUCUAUGAGAAUCGGCAGUUUAAACGCCACUUAUAUCUACCUCUUUAUUACUCAAUCAAUAGUACGGCCAGAGAUGGCUUCUCGUAUGUGCUGUACAUCAACGGAGGUCGACCACAACCAACACUAUUAGAUUAUAUCGCAAUGUUUUUAGAGACAAUCAGUCAGAUAGCGGCCACUCCUUGCCGAUGGCCAAAGCGUCUGUUUCUAAUGAUAACAUCGGGAGUGUUUAGAUAUGUACCGAUAAGUUCAAGGCGUAGAAGAUCAUCGCCAUAUUUAGCGACGCUUUGACUGUUUAUUACUUAAAACAUCUCAUAAUUUGUUGUUAACUAAUUGUAUACUAAUUGCAAUCCCAAAGAGUCUAAUCAAUACUUAUAUAUCAAUUAAUUCUCAUUUAAACAACUCAUACAUAGACUAAAUAAUAUCGAUUGAAACAAAACAAAAUUCGAUCAAUUGUUGUGGAUUACGAUACAAAUGAUGUCUUACUGUAUAUUAAUAUUUAUCAAAUCUGCCGUUUUUUUACACAAAUAUUAUAGCUUUAAAAAAUUUCUCCCUUAACUAAUAUUAAAUAGUUUUAAGAGCACCUAGUUUAGUCGUAAUUAAUAAUUAUUAUUGUUAAAUAAUAUUAU